This is a messenger RNA of Prunus persica (peach), 450 nucleotides long. Its product is annotated as omega-3 fatty acid desaturase, chloroplastic. The transcript has 4 exons. Gene Ontology annotation, molecular function: oxidoreductase activity. The coding region runs from base 39 to 353 and encodes 104 amino acids. The record is from RefSeq and is a predicted model, not a curated record. Lineage: Eukaryota; Viridiplantae; Streptophyta; Magnoliopsida; Rosales; Rosaceae.
AUGGAAGUUUCUCUAAUAACCCAAAGUUAAAUAGCGUGAUGGGUCAUUUACUUCAUUCUUCAAUCCUUGUCCCAUACCAUGGAUGGAGAAUAAGUCACAGAACUCAUCAUCAGAACCAUGGACAUGUCGAAAAUGAUGAGUCUUGGCAUCCGUUAUCUGAGAAAGUUUACAAGACUUUGGAUAAGGCUACUCAGAUGUUGAGGUUCACCUUGCCAUUCCCUAUGCUUGCUUACCCUUUCUAUCUGUGGAGUCGAAGUCCCGGAAAGAGUGGCUCUCAUUUUGAUCCAAACAGCGACUUGUUUGUCCCAAAUCAAAAGAAAUUUGUAAUCCGAUACCAAUUGUGUUCCUCAUGAAAUCUUCUAAGUUCAAAAGUGAAACCAAGGUCUUGAAUCCGAAAAUGUUUGAGAAAGUUAAAAUUAAGUAAAUAAUGGGGCCUUACAGCCAUUGGAA